Messenger RNA from Etheostoma cragini (Arkansas darter), 1874 nucleotides. It is a transcript of the gene sertad3, whose product is annotated as SERTA domain containing 3. The coding region runs from base 340 to 1371 and encodes 343 amino acids. The transcript is spliced from 2 exons. Lineage: Eukaryota; Metazoa; Chordata; Actinopteri; Perciformes; Percidae. Gene Ontology annotation, cellular component: nucleus. Gene Ontology annotation, molecular function: transcription regulator activity. The record is from RefSeq and is a predicted model, not a curated record.
UAUUGUAUGUGACAUCCACAUACUUCACUUCCCAGAAUGCCUUUUGGUACAUUCAGCCCCCAACUGCAACCUUUGCCUGGUAAAACUUAAAUCACGGGCGGGAGAAGACAGAGCCAGUCGGUUGGUGAAGUCGUAGCAUUUAAAGUUUUAAACCGAAAGUUGGAAAUUGGUUUUAAUCGCUGACUCGUUUUGCAAUGAGUUGAAAUCAACGUUGGAUUGUUUUUUGGGGUCGAAGAGGAGGCAAGAUAUAUAACAACGGUAACGUUAUCGAGUCAACUUAACGUUACCAAGGAGAGACGGGAAAGUGAUUCAACAGGUCGGUUUGUUCAAAGUUUAACGAUGAUCAUGAAGGGGCAGAAGCGUAAACUCCCACCAGAGGACGUGCAGGUUUCAGACCCGAGCAGCCCUACCUGGGAGAGCCAGCGCCAGUUUGUGUUCUCAGUUUCCCUGAACAAGUAUCAGCAUGGCCAGGAGCUACCUGAACCCAGCCUGCGGCGGUCUGUUCUGAUAGCCAACACGCUGCGGCAGGUCAGCCUUGAGGCUUGUAGGGCGCCCUCUGUAGACAUGAAGGUGCUACAACCACUUUGUAGCUCUUCAUCUGACCACCAGGAGAGUACUUUUACUGGAGUGGCUCUAGCAAAAUAUCACUCUGCAGUGAUGCUUUCUAACAGCCACUCGGCUCCUGUCAGCUGCCCUCUGGUUUCUUUGAAUUACUUUUCAAAUAGUGCUACAAGUAGGUCUCCUGCAACUUGCCACUUAAGUGCGUCAAACGUCCCUCAAUCUGUAAAAGACGAAGAUGAGGACUGGGGAAUGAUGUCCACGGAAUCUGAUUUCUCCCUUUCAGCUGCCAUCUCCUCCAUUCUCACUGCACUGGACUCUACCAUUGACGGGAGCCCACAGGCAGCUCCACGGACACCUCUCAGGUCCUUGGAGAACCUGUCAGGGCCCUCUGAACAGGCAGUCAGAGGUAAUGUGGGAAGCUGGGAGCAGCACGAAGAGUGGAGGUUGCCGGAGAACACCGUGGAAGUGAUGAGGUCCAGCUACCUCAGUGAGCUCACUGUGGAGGAUCUGUUCCAGGAUAUAGACACAUCCCUGCUGGAGAGAGACAUGGGAGUGCUUGGGCUCCGAGGCAGUGGAAGUGGAUACCAGGCUGGGGAUGAUCUCUUACGGUAUCUGCAGCCUUUCUCCUCCUCCUCCUUCCCCCCCUCAAACCCCUUCUCUCUCAGCCAGAAUCUAAAGUGCCUGCCUUCGUUCUCUUCAUUCUGCCCGUUGUCUUCCUCAUCCUCUUCUUCGCCAGCCUUCUCUAGUCCCAAUCUUGUGAGAGAAGGACUCGAGCUGGAGCAUCUGAUGGAGAUCCUGGUUGAGUCCUGAUUGCUUCACCGUCCUCCUACUGUAAAGACGUAACCUGAACACCCAUUAACUUAAGUGAGUGGACAAAAGACUGAAUUCUCAAGACAAACGGCUGGAUUGUCAAUACACAUUAAAUAUUUACUUUUUUUUUUAUAUUGCUGAAGAAAUAGUGUAUUAUGGUCUUUAGAAAGUAGUAAGAAGGCUCUAGAAAUGUAGAAAUGGUAAGACAGGAAAUGCUCCAUAGGUGGGCGUGCAAUGGCUAAGUAUUGAGUCAGUGCAUAAUGAACUGGUGAAAAAGCGGCUCUCUAGGGCUUUGAGUGUGACUCAGCUAGUUGGAACUAGGGAAGGGGGGUGUCCGAUUAGAAAACUGGAUUUAUUCAGAAAAUGAGAACAGGUAAUUACUCUCUAUGGAGAGAAAAUUACUUCAGCAGUGUUUCCUUAAAAUGUAUCGAAUGCAUCACAGCUUCAAGUAGUCCUGCAUUCACAUUGAACAUCCUCAUUUAUCUGGCGUAAGAAGAAAAUAA